Molecule: messenger RNA, 980 nt
Organism: Neohortaea acidophila
Lineage: Eukaryota; Fungi; Ascomycota; Dothideomycetes; Mycosphaerellales; Teratosphaeriaceae
Exons: 4
Coding region: 274-834 (186 amino acids)
Source: RefSeq, a predicted model, not a curated record
GGCAGUGUGCCUUGAGAGCAGCCGCACAAACGAAGUAUGCUCUCGACAUGUGAAUGACGAUCACGAGGCCGUUGCUAGGCCACUACCCGCAGUUACUCUACAGGCGUGUGACGCCCACGCUGAAAGUCACGUCACGUCGUUUGUUUGUAAGGCAUAAAAGUUCACUUGCUCCCGCUUGUUUCUCCUUUCCGUCCACCACCUUUCCUCUCCAGACAUCGUCUUCCACCUACAAGAACCACCUCUUUCUGUCUUGAUCAAAGCAAACCACCCAACAUGUCCAAGACCGAAGGCAGCACCUUCACCCCGCGCGAUGCCCAGCUCCUCGUGGGCGCAAUGAACUGUGCCAAAAACGAACUGACCGUCGACUACGCCAAGUUCGCCACGACCUGCGGCUUCAAGAACGUCAACUCCGCCAGAGCUGGGUGGCACACGCUGAAGAAGAAAAUUGACAAGAUGGCUGAGGAUUCUGGCGGCGCCACUGGCACUCGCGACGACACCGAGCCUACGACCACCGUGCCCAAAGCCGCUGGCAAGAAGCGCAAAGCCGCCGCUGCCAAAGAGGACAACGAAGACGAUGCCGAAGCCCCAGCUGCCGCCACGAAGCCUAAGGCCAAGCGCGGUCGCAAGGCCAAAGACGUUGCGGUCGAGGCACCAAAGGAGACCGAGCCGUCUGACAGCGAGUCUGAGCUCAACGCUAUUCGCGAUGCUGUCGUGCCCACCGCCCAGCGCAACGCGGAGCGCAAGGCUGCUAAGAAGGGCGCGAAGGGCAAGAAGACGAAGGCCGCGGAGUCUGAGUCUGAUGAUGGAAUGGGGGAGGAUGAGCAGUCGGAGUAGGAAUGGAUCGACGUCUCGUUGCAUCCGAGAGAGGUGCUGGGUCGACGUUCGGAGAUUGUGAUAUGUGCAGGGUUACUGGUAGCAGAUCUGCUCUCCAUAAGGGAAGAGCGAAGAUCUGAUUCAUAGAGGAGCUGUUCUAUGGCACA